AGCAGCGGCCAUGUCCAUAGCGCAUGACGUGCUAUUCUCCCAAAUGGCAGCUGCAGAACCUUGGCCAGAAAAUGCAAUGCUGUAUCAACCACUGAAGGGGGAACAGAUCUUGCUGUCAGACAAUGCUUCAUGUCUUGCUGUUCAGGCAUUUCUGCGGAUAUGCAAUCUGUCAGUCCAGGUGGUUCACCGGGCAAAUGCGGAGUACAUGUCCCCAUCUGGCAAGCCUCCCUUUAUACAUGUGGGAAAUCACGUUGUUUCAGAACUUGGUCCCAUAGUCCAGUUUGCAAAAGCAAAGGGCCAUUCACUUAGUGAGGGGCUGGAUGAAGUUCAAAAAGCUGAGAUGAAAGCCUACAUGGAACUGGUGAAUAAUAUGCUUUUGACAGCUGAGCUUUACAUACAGUGGUGUGAUGACAGCACUUCAUCCAAGAUAACUCGAUCUAGAUAUGGCUCUCCCUACCCUUGGCCUCUUAACCAUAUCCUGGCCUAUCAAAAACAAUGGGAAAUAAGACGCAAGAUGAAAGCCAUUGGAUGGGCUGGGAAGAACCUUGAACAGGUCUAUGAAGAUGUGGAUCAGUGCUGUCAAGCUCUUUCUCAAAGACUUGGGAACCAGUCCUAUUUCUUCAACCGACAGCCAACAGAACUGGAUGCACUGGUGUUUGGCCAUCUGUUCACAAUCCUUACAACUCAGCUUACCAAUGACGCACUAAGUGAAAAAGUGAAGAAUUAUGAAAACCUUGUAAAGUUUUGUCGAAGAGUAGAGCAAAACUACUUUGAAGAACUUGACCACGAGAGUAGACUCAGUCCCACUUCCAGGAGCUUGAGAGAUACUCCGCCGAAAUAAACACACAAUGGACAAAAAAAGCUUUCACAAGACGAGAGGAGAUGAAUUCUUUUGGAAGCAAAUCACUAUAGUGUGGCAGCAAGUUUCAAAAGAGCAAACUGAAAGUACUAAAACCGCCACCUGCCAGAUUUUGUGUGGUAAACAGUAUCGCAAGAGAUAGGAAUAUAACAUUUUGCGGGUGACACUAAUUAUUAAAAUGGCCAACCAGUACUUUUCCAUUUAAUGCAAAUUUAAUGAGCCGUUCGAUGAAAUUGUAUCCACUUAAAGUACAUUAAAUGAUAAUGCAG
Molecule: messenger RNA, 1128 nt
Organism: Callorhinchus milii (elephant shark)
Lineage: Eukaryota; Metazoa; Chordata; Chondrichthyes; Chimaeriformes; Callorhinchidae
Gene: mtx2
Product: metaxin 2
Biological process (GO): mitochondrion organization
Cellular component (GO): SAM complex
Source: RefSeq, marked provisional